Purpureocillium takamizusanense is the source of this 1239-nucleotide messenger RNA. RefSeq lists its product as uncharacterized. NCBI's taxonomy places the organism in Eukaryota, Fungi, Ascomycota, Sordariomycetes, Hypocreales, Ophiocordycipitaceae. The coding region runs from base 1 to 1239 and encodes 412 amino acids. The record is from RefSeq and is a predicted model, not a curated record. The transcript has 9 exons.
AUGCACAAGCACAAGGAAAAGUCAAAGGCUCACUCGCCAUGGGGUGCUUGGUCGGACUGGGUCUGGGACGAGACGCAUGGCCGCCACUAUCGCGUCCGUCAGGAUAUAAACGGCAAAUAUGACUACGACUGGGCUGAGCCGCAGGCGAUGCCGCGCGACAUGGGACAUCUCGCGCGGGACUUUGCGCAUCUCUCUACAGCAGACUCGUCUUACGAGCCGCAGGCGGGGGAAUACACCGUCUCCAGCGGCGCCGACGACAAGAGAUCGGGCAAGCCCAAGACCAAGAGCUCCUCCAAGCAAGGGACGCAGAAGCGCAGCGAUGACCCCGGCAUCGGGUCAAGCCGUCCUGGUUACGCCGACCAGAGAUACGAAUACACCGACGUGGCCGCCAACAGCUACUACCCUCAGUCAUCAGGUGCGGCCGACCUGGACAUGCGACGUGGCGACCCGCGGACGCCAAGCGCAUAUGGCGCCACGGCACCAACCUACACGAUGGCUUCCCAGAGCAACAGUCACGACCCGAGAGGCGAGGAAGAAAUGCAAGCGGCCGUAGCGGCGAGCCAUGCAAUGUACUACGGUCAGGGCCAGAGGGCUGGCGAGUCUUCUGCGGCAGCAUACGGAGCAUAUUAUGAGGAGGAGGACGAAGGCCCGCCCACGCCUAAGCCUCUGGUCACCGGCGAAGAUGAACUGCUGGCCGAGGAAAUGGACCCUCGAUAUCGAGUAGAGCACUCAGCCAAAUUCCAGCCCGGAGAGAUCUUCAAAGUGCACUGGUCGGAGCCGCAAGGGACUGGCAACGACUACGCGCCGAGCGUGUCGGGCAGAGAAGAAAUUCAGAACAAAUUCGGCACAAAGUUCUAUGUCGGAUUUCGCCGCUUCAUAGUGGUUGCGAGCGAUCUCGGCCACAGCACCUGCGUACCCAUCCUCACAUAUGGCGGCAAGGGGUGCAAGAAAAGGGGCGUCAAGCCAGCCAAGCACGGCAUCAUCUACGAACGCGGGCACAGACCGCGGCUGUUGGACAAGGAACCGCCGCUCGGGUUCCCCGCCGUCAAGGUGCAGAUGACGGAAGAAGGCGAGAGGCUGUCCAAGGAGUCCCGAGUCAACUACUCGAAGCUGGUGACGGUAGAGCACAACAUCAAAGUCUUCUUCAUCGGGACGAUUGUGGGCGACGACUGGGAGCUGGUGCAGGAUGCCGUCAACCAGUGCUGGGACCAGAAGAACCGCCACAAGAAGCGGAGGUGA